AUGAAGCUCCACCAGAUUUCAUUAUUACAAUGUCUGUUUGGUAUUUUGGUAUUGUCACAAGUGCAAUUUUUCAAUAAGAUCAUGGAAACGACAGACAGGUUGUUGCUUCAGAAUAUCAGCGACUUUUUAACAACAAAAAGACACUGGAACUUAUCGUAUGCUCCAUAUCCAGUAAUAUGUCCCAAACAUAACUUGAUAAGAGAAGCCAAUGAUACUAUAUGUAAAAAGGAAGCUCACUAUAUAGCCAAUAGAAAUAUCAAAACCGAGUCCAAUAUUAAGUCGCUUUUGUACAAGAAUAAAAUUCCCAAUUUUGAUAUUGAACAAUUCUGGUUCCGAUAUAAGAAAAAGCCAACAAUAAUAGCCAUUGCUUUGAGCGGAGGUGGUUAUAGGUCGAUGCUAGUUGGUGCUGGUAUAAUUCAGGGAUUGGAUGAUCGAGAGUUGAACAAUUUGACUUUUGCGAGUGGGAUUUUGCAAGCUACUAGUUAUAUUGCUGGGAUUAGUGGCGGGUCAUGGCUUGUAAUUUCUCAGUUUGUCAAUGAUUUCAAGAAGAUCAGUGAGAUGAUGGGUGGGGUAGAUGAGGAAGUAGACGAUGACGAAGGAUGGAACUUGAAAGAACCAUUAUUGGAAGGAAUGCCUGAUGUUGAUCCAACCAAAGAAAGAGGAGAUUUUGAGGAAGCUUGGAAGGGGGAAGAAGAAGGAGAAGGAGAAGGAGAAGGAAAAGGAGAAGGAAAAGGAGAAGGAAAAGGAGAAGGAGCGUCUUCUGUGUUUGCUGGUGCUAUUAAAAAGGAGCCACAUAUAGAACCGGCUAAAGGUGAUAAAAGUUUUGUUAAUUGGUUUAAAUUUGUGAAUCUUGGGUUUUUCCGUAAGAAGGAUGAUAUUAAAACAAUAGAUCCCUUGCAGAAAUGGUUGACGAGCUUUUUGACCAACGGUACAAUAACUACAAAUGCAAACGAAAACUUGAUGGUUUCUAAAUAUCUCAAGUUUUACAAAGAACUUUUAAUUGAAGUGAGAGAUAAAAGAAAAGCGGGGUUUUAUACCAGUCUCACUGACUACUGGGGAAGAGCCUUAGCUAGAAAGAUAUUCACAAGUGCAGCACGAACCCCCGGAAUAACAAUGACAUCGGCUGCCAGGUAUCUUGAGUCGUUUCAAAGCUUUGAGCAACCUUUCCCCAUCAUCGGAACUAUUGAACGAGAUCCUGCAGCAGCAGCAGCGGAUAAGGAUCCAAGUGCAAAAGUAUCGAGUAUUGAUAGUCACAUUUUUGAAUUUACUCCGUACGAGUUUGGCUCUUGGGAUUGUUACUUAAAUGCCUUUGUUGAUUUGGAAUAUUUGGGAACUCGUUUAUCUAACGGGAUGGCAACGGUAAAAAGAGACAAUUUGACGUAUUGUGUGUCGGGGUUUGAUAAUGUAGGGUUUUUAGUUGGGACUUCUUCUUCCUUGUUUAAUCACAUUUUCAAAUACAUUUAUCAACUUUUCCACAAGUAUCAACUGGAAAUAAUGUCUUCAAUUGAAGAUAUCCUCAAGUUAUUUGGUUUUAGUUCAGAGUGGAAUUAUUUGAAAGUGCCGCAAAUGCACCCGGAUUACGCAUUAUACUCGCCUAAUCCGUUCUUCAACUACAGCAAUUGCAACAGCAAGAGUAGCACCACCACCAAUAAUCACAGUUUCUGUAGCAAUAAUAUUGGAGUCGGUAGAAACCCUGAUUUGUACCUAGUUGACGGAGGCGAUGACGGCCAAAAUAUCCCGUUCCAGCCACUUUUAAGGAAAUCACGAAAAGUUGAUAUCAUUUUGGCCUACGAUAUGAGUGGAGAGUUGGACAACUACCCCAAUGGAACUGUUUUGCAAAAGACUUCUAGUAGGUUUAACCAAAUACCAAUAAAUGCAAAAAACGCUACCGGGUUGCAAAUUCCUUAUUUUCGAUUACCUUAUCAAAGUGGCCAUGGAGAUGAAGUAAGAUCAAUAUUCCCCAAAGUUCCUACACAAGAGCAGAUUAUAAAACAGGGUUUAAACAAGAGACCUAUAUUCUUAGGAUGUGAUUUGGUAAACGAUUUUGAAGUUUUGAAUGUUGGAGAGGAAAACGUGCAAAUUUAUGACAAAGAGUAUCAGCCUCCAGUAAUCAUGUAUCAACCUAAUUCCAACUAUAUCCACGAAACCAAUAUGUCAACGUUUAAGCUUAGCUAUAACAAGACAGUAGCCCAUAAGAUGUUGGAAAACGGUCUCCAAAUAGCAAGUUUCUACAACUCUUCCCUUUUUGCUGUUUGUUUAAAUUGCAUGAUUUUGAAAAGAGAAUUUGACAGAGCUCAACUCCAUCCUGACAACAAUGAACCUUUUAAGGAACCUUUUAAGGAACCUUUCAAGGAACCUUUCAAUGUACCAAAGUUUUGUCAAGCUUGUUAUGACGCCUACUGUUGGACCUCUGAAAGCUUACAGUUGAGAGUCUUCCUUUUAACAGGACUAGUACUUGUAUUGGUAUUUGUCUUACAUCGAGUUGGGCAGAAUGCCGCUUCGUUGGUGCACUCACAAGCUUCAGAUCAAAUUGGUAACAAGAUACAUGCAAAUAAACAACCAAUAGAUGCCAAUCAAGUUGGUGUACCUACUAAUAAAAAGAAUCCUAUAGUAGUAUCGAAUAAUUUGGUGAACUCCAAUAACGAUGAAAAGACAGACAAUGCAAUAAAUAAGGAGAUAUCCAAAGGUAAGAGUGAAGAAGGUAUCAAGGAGAUAAGCAAGGACCAAUCAAACAGUGACACUGGCGGUAGUAGCAGCAACGGCAUUGGCAACGGCAUUGGCAGUGGCAUUGGCAGCGGCAGCAGUAACAAGCAAGAGACUGUGAAUGACAAUGGAGAAUAUGACCCACAAGCCGAUUUGAUGACGGUCCGUGCUUUAUCACCAAUGACUAUAUUUUCCAAAAGUCAAUGUCCAUAUUCCAAAAGAUUAAAGAAAUUACUCGAAAAGUAUGAGAUUUUACCUGAACCAAAGAUUGUAGAGUUAGAUAUUCAUGAUCACGGCAAGGAAUUGCAAAAUUAUCUAUUAGAAAAGACAGGCAGAGGCACAGUGCCCAAUGUCCUUGUUGGCUCAUCAUUGGAAAGCAGAGGUGGGUCUGAUGAUUUUCAAGAGUAUCAUAACAAGAAUCAACUUGCAAAAUUGUUGACUAGUUGGGGACAAGGUCAAUUACAGGUUGCUAAAAUCGAUACGCCAUCAAACGCAUGA
This is a messenger RNA of Lodderomyces oxycetoniae, 3201 nucleotides long. Its product is annotated as SPO1. Gene Ontology annotation, molecular function: A2-type glycerophospholipase activity. Gene Ontology annotation, cellular component: intracellular membrane-bounded organelle; cytosol; extracellular region. The record is from RefSeq and is a predicted model, not a curated record. The transcript has 3 exons. NCBI's taxonomy places the organism in Eukaryota, Fungi, Ascomycota, Pichiomycetes, Serinales, Debaryomycetaceae. Bases 1 to 3201 code for a protein of 1066 amino acids. Gene Ontology annotation, biological process: glycerophospholipid catabolic process.